CCUCCCUGUCCGACUCGGCUGCUGUCUCGGGCCGCUAGCUCACCUCUCGUCUCCUCGGGAAGCCGAAGACCACCGACUCGAAGUGCCAAACAUGGAAGGCGACAACAUAAUAUUGUCCGCUUGACUCGGGGGAGAUUUUCCAAGAUGCCAGCUUUUUUUUCCAGUCCUGGGAGUCUGACAGUCAUCUGUUUUUUAUCUUGGUCACUGUGUCUCAGUGCUGCUCAGAUUUGGAACAAUAAAGUUUUGGACGUGCAGUACGGGCGCUUGGACUCUAAUGUGACACUGGCAUGUGGGAAGUCACAAAUUAAAAUACCAGUGGUGUGGCAUCUCAAUGACAGCCCAACGUUACCAUGGCACGAAGUAACAUCAAAUGGAUCCUUAGUCCUGCUGCACGUCAACCUUUCAGCCCAGGGCAACUACAGUUGCUAUGAUAACCAGGGGCUCCUCCUUCACUCCAUCAAACUCAAACUUGGCUAUCCUCCUGGGCUGCUGAGCAUUUCCUGUCAAGUUCCCAAUCACGCUCAUGUUCACUGCUCCUGGGUGGAAUCAGUGAAGACCUUUCUUCCCGUCGAGUAUAACGCCUCCCUCAGGGGGACGGGCUCUGAGUGGCAGCCUUGCCUGGUGGACGCAAUCCACGAGUACUGUGACGUCAGGCCUCCAUACUUCUGGCAGACGAUUCACACCCUUAAAAUUACGGCCACCAAUGCCCUUGGGUCAGAGACAACAUUUGCCCAAUUUAAGUUAGAUAAGCUCUUGAAACCUGACCCUCCAGAGUCAGUGUCAGUAAAUGAAGUGGAAGGUUAUCCACAGAGGCUGAAUAUCUCAUGGAACUUUCCCUCCACGUGGCCAGAACAUGAUGCUUUCCCCCUAGUGUUUCACAUAAGAUACAGGCCACAUGGAUCGCUAUACUGGUCGGAGGUGUACUCUGAAGAGAGUCAAACUGUGAUUUUUGAUGCCUUGGCCGGCCACCUUCACCAGGUUCAAGUCCGAGCGAGGGAUGAACUGGACGCUGAGAGCAAGUGGAGUGACUGGAGUCCUCUGCAUUAUGCCAGGCCCUGGGAAGAUUCCGCCACAUCUGGACCUCCAGAGGAUCAUUUUCCAGACUAUUUUUUUCCCUUCGACACCAAGCCAGAAACCUCAACUUCAAAGUCACACAAGCCAGUUGUGCCGGAUGACGGUAAUUUGGGAUUGGUGAUUCUGCUGGUUCUGUUCGCCGUGGUUAUCAUAGGGACUGUCCUUUCCCUCAUCUUUGUGGUGUGGCUGAGGCAGAGGCGGCGUGAACAUGCGACCAAACAGGAGCUCAGCUCGAUGGUCAAAAUGAAGUCCAUGCCAGUUUGAUGUCAAUGUCAGACAUCAUCUACUCCUCAGCCUGUUCUAGGGCUCGUCUGAAGAGUCAGCAUUCAUGACAGCUUGCUGACCUUCCGUAUCCAACUACAAUAAACGAACCGGAAUCCAUUUAAGAUCUAUGGUGACGCAAACAAUCCCACUCGAAUCCCCCUAUAUAACGAUAGGAUGGAAGACUGUCACUUGUCACAUCGAUAUACGUUUCCCGUAAUUCCUUUCAGGUUGUUUUGGAAGUGAUUUUGCUGCACAGUUUCAUGUGUCCGUUUUUAGCAGAAAGACUCAAUGCUGUGAAUGAGUCGCACCUUUUAUCUGGCAGCAUUGAAGUGUCAAGUGUAAAUCAAGAGGCCUGAAGAAGGGCAGCUGAGAUAAAGUUAGGCAACUUGAGAUGUAAGCACUUCAUGUACUUUUUAAUUUUUUUUUUUUGUACGAUUGUAUGGUUACGUCCCCCCGAAUGCCUCUUUGUAUUCAUCCAUCCACAGAGGGCGUGUAAGCGUAUUUUACACUUGGGUAAAACAGUAAUAGAAACUCGAUAAAGGCCUUUUCACAAAUCACCAGCAUUAUGACAACAGAUCCAGAUGUAGGAAAAUGUCAGUUAUUUUUGAGAGUCGGUUCACGCUGAGUCGGAUUAUUCAUUGUAAAGUGCAGCUUCGUGUCUUUUAUCAAACAAACACAAAAUAAUUAUUAUUGACUGAAUUUAGAGUUCUAAAUGUGUCCCUGUUGAUUUUCAGCACUUAAUGUAGCAAGUUAGAUUUAGACUUUUCCCGUUCUGGUCAACAAUUCCGAGGCGUUGUGUGUUUGAAUGUUGUUACAAAGGUGCCUUUUUAAGGGUUUAGGUAUUUGGAAAAGAGUGGUCCUUCGGGAAAGUCUUACAGAAGGUACCUUUGGCUCUAAAUGGGGUUGAACAAGUAGCGUGUACUUUUACGCUUGAGAAGGAUUUUGUAAGAAUAGUUACACAUUGGGAGUAAUGCAAAAUAAAUGUGGCAAAAUCUCA
Syngnathoides biaculeatus (alligator pipefish) is the source of this 2335-nucleotide messenger RNA. It is a transcript of the gene il11ra, whose product is annotated as interleukin 11 receptor subunit alpha. The transcript is spliced from 12 exons. NCBI's taxonomy places the organism in Eukaryota, Metazoa, Chordata, Actinopteri, Syngnathiformes, Syngnathidae. Bases 145 to 1338 code for a protein of 397 amino acids. Gene Ontology annotation, biological process: cytokine-mediated signaling pathway. The record is from RefSeq and is a predicted model, not a curated record. Gene Ontology annotation, molecular function: protein binding; cytokine receptor activity. Gene Ontology annotation, cellular component: external side of plasma membrane; membrane.